This is a messenger RNA of Octopus bimaculoides (California two-spot octopus), 1540 nucleotides long. RefSeq lists its product as uncharacterized. NCBI's taxonomy places the organism in Eukaryota, Metazoa, Mollusca, Cephalopoda, Octopoda, Octopodidae. The record is from RefSeq and is a predicted model, not a curated record. Gene Ontology annotation, molecular function: GTP binding; GTPase activity.
AAUCCUCUCGCGAGAACCGGAAGUGCGCGCUACCGUUCUUUUUAAGAAUGUAACAAUUGAUCGACUUUUAAAGAAUGCGUCAAUGAAUUGGCUCGAAUGAAUGGAAUAAGUACUUUUAAUCGAAGCUCAUUCUGACUAUCGUUUGUUCCUCUUUCGUUCAGCAAGUGACUAAUUUGCAAAUCUCUCUCCGCUCGAAAAUGUGGAAAGGCAUUCGGCCUUUCGUAGCUAUGGUGAUUACAGCCGGCUUGUCAAUAGUAGCCGGUUACACUUUCUAUGUCUUGAAGCGACGAAGUCGCGGUGAUAAGAAAGCAGACGAAAUAUGUUCUCUGCCUGAGAAACAAACCAGCGACAAGCCUGUCAAGAAGAAGGAAGUUGAUGAUGGCGACUCGGUGACCACUGUUAACAAGCAACUGCAAUCUGAAGAACAAAUAAAACAAAAUGCCAGUGUAAAGACUACCAGAAUAGAUGAUCACAAUAAAAAAAGAGUAUUAGUACUUGGUGUUGAAAAAGCUGGAAAGACAACAUUUAUCUCAGCCAUGAGUAAUCAACAGAGCUCAGAAAAAUAUGUUCCAACACAAGGGUUUUCUGUUGUGACAACUUCAGUUGGAGAAAAAGCUCUCAAUUUUUGGGAAGUUGGUGGUGCACCAAACCUUCGACCACACUGGGGCCGUUACAUUGAUGGAACAAAUCUUUUGCUUUAUGUUAUUGAUUCAACUGAUGCUAAACUUGUAGACCUUGCUAAAGAUGAGCUGACUAAACUUGUCAAAGCCAACCAGUAUUUAGAUACUAUUCCAUGGUUAAUUAUUGCCAGUAAACAGGAUUUGCUUGGCGCUAUGAGUCCUGACGAAAUCCGAGAAUUGUUAAACAUACCACAAGUACCAAAACAGCCUGAAAAAAUAGUAAUUGGAAUGGAACUUCCUGCUAAAGGUUUGAAGAAGGGCAUUUCCAAAGUGAAGAGCUUUCUAACUGAAACAGCAUUUUAGCUUGAGGUACAUUUAGAAAGAAUAAUAGAAAGUGUAGCAUAGUUUAUUUAAAGAAACUUCUACUUCACUUCUGCCCACAGUAUCACCAAUUGUAAAUAUCAAGAUAGUAUUUUAUUUGAAAUUGUUACUAUUUUGAUGAAUUCUGCAUAUCAUUCUCUAUUUUUAUCAUCGUUUUUCACAGCAACUUUAUUUACAAUGUUGCCACUCGUUUAUCCAGUAGAAUAUACAACAGCUGACUAGUGUUUAGCUUAUAUUUAUAAUAAAAUAAAUUAUUAUCCCUAUACCAAAGAAAAUAAAUGUCAGGCCCUCCAAAUUGGAACUUUAUCCAAUAUAAAAUUUUCUAUAAAAGAUCUGAUACGCAGCUCUGACUGCAUUUUAUGUAUUAAACUAAGGUGACCUUCAUGUUUUUGUGAUCAUCUGUAUUUAUUUUUCAUACCACAUAUAAUUCAAACUGUUUCCUACAAUAUUUUGAAAAUAUUGUGAAGAUAAUCCAACCUGUUGCAUUUCAGUGACUUUUGUUGUAACUUUGUUAAGAAAUAAAAAUAAAAUAAAAUUAA